Macrosteles quadrilineatus (aster leafhopper) is the source of this 4173-nucleotide messenger RNA. Its product is annotated as fat-like cadherin-related tumor suppressor homolog. The record is from RefSeq and is a predicted model, not a curated record. NCBI's taxonomy places the organism in Eukaryota, Metazoa, Arthropoda, Insecta, Hemiptera, Cicadellidae. The transcript is spliced from 8 exons. Gene Ontology annotation, biological process: homophilic cell-cell adhesion. Gene Ontology annotation, cellular component: plasma membrane. Gene Ontology annotation, molecular function: calcium ion binding. The coding region runs from base 34 to 4173 and encodes 1379 amino acids.
UAUACUCAACCGCAUGUCAUCAUAAGAAUUGCAAUGCCGCUGUGGCCGGGGGCUCUGCUACUGUUCAUCUCCCUCUCCAUCCCCACCACAUCGGAGACCCAGUACCAGUUCACUCAAGCCUCCUACAACGUCAGCAUCCCCGAGAACUCCCUGCGUGACACACUGGCGACCACGGAUACCAAGAUGGGGAUGUACGGUGUCGACGCCAACGUGAGCUACCGCAUCGUGGAGGGUGACCCGAACAAUCACUUCCGCGUCGAGGCGAGACUCGUCGGCGACUUCUGGUUCCUAGUAGUCCGUGCGAGAACUUUCGAUCUCAACCGGGAGCGUAAAGACGUAUACAGACUUACCGUCAACGCAACAGUGGACGGCAAAGUGACUCAAACGACUUUAGUGGUAGUGAAUAUAAUCGACACGAACGAUUUAGGUCCUUUCUUCUUUUCGUCGGAAUAUACAGCGACUGUCCCAGAGGACCUGGCGGUUCAUAGUAGUAUAGUUACAGUGUUCGCAGAGGAUGCUGAUCUAGGAGUGAACGGCGAGGUGUACUACAGCUUCCCAGAAGUGACGGAACACUUUGCAGUACACCCGGUGACGGGGGUGAUCACUUUAGUAAAACCUUUGAGGUAUUCGGAAAGAUCUGUUUACGAUUUGAAAGUUGUCGCGAGAGACAGAGGGGUUGUCGACCCGAGGUUUAGGGAGAAACCUUUUGAUUCUGCGAUGGUUCGAGUGGUAGUGACACAAGUGAACUUACACGGACCGAAGAUAUACGUGUAUAAUCUACCCGAGCUGACGGAGCAUUCGUAUGUGGACGUGUACGCUGUAGUGAGGGUUAUAGAUAGAGACGAGGGAAUAAACGGGGAAAUACAAAGUCUUGAGAUUGUCGACGGUGAUGACGAUGGACAUUUUAGAAUAACCAAAGCGGAAUCUCCAACACCGGGAGUGAAAGGAGAAGAGUUCAAUAUUGAAAUUUUGAAAUUAGCUGACAAAAAUAGUAAUCCUGGUGGCUAUAAUUUGACCUUGAGAGCUAUUGAUAAAGGAACGCCAUCUAGGACUACUUAUAUAUCAGUUCCAUUCAAAUUGAAAGAAACUGAUUACAACAAAGCUGUUUUUGAUAGAGAAGUAUACGAGGUUGAUGUUUCUGAAAAUACUCCUGUGAACUCGUCGAUAAUAAGGUUGAAAAUUGACGAAAGGAAUAAUUUGGAUUCCAAUUUUGUUUUGUUGGAAAUAGUAGGUGGAAACGAAGCCGGUGAGUUCCGAAUCAACUCGAAAACCGGGGUUUUGUACACAGCUGUCCCUCUUGAUGCGGAAUUGAAAACUUUUUAUACACUAACGGUGUCGGCUAUUGACCACGGAGCUGUUCGACCAAGGAAGCAAUCGUCUGCGAAAGUGAAGAUACACGUGGUGGAUAUGAAUGAUAACGACCCUCAGUUUGAAUCUCCUGUUAUGGAUGUUUGGAUUAACGAAAACGAACCUGCAGGAGCGUCGACAGCUAAAGUGACAGCGAAAGAUAAAGAUUCAGGAGAGAACGCAUACAUUUCCUACAGUAUCGCUAACCUAAAUGCCGUGCCCUUCGAAAUCGACCACUUUACAGGUUUAGUGCGAACAACGAAGGUGCUCGAUUAUGAAUCGAUGCGUCGCAAAUAUAAUUUGUACAUUAGGGCUUCCGACUGGGGCACGCCUUACAGGAGGCAAUCUGAAAUGAAAUUAAGAGUAAGAAUAAGGGACAUCAAUGAUAAUAAACCACUUUUUGAGAAAACAGAUUGCGUAGGACAUCUUCCAAGGCAGGUUCCCAUUGAUACUGAUAUCGUUACUUUAUCUGCGAUAGAUCUUGAUGCUGGGAAUAUAAUUACGUAUCGUAUAGCCUCUGGAAACGAAGAUGGAUGUUUUAGAUUAGAUGUAACGUCUGGAAUGUUGUCUGUAGCUUGUGAUUUGAGAGAAGUUGCAACCUCUGAUAGACACAUAAAUGUUACAGCGUACGAUGGCACACAUUUUGCCGACUUUGCUCGCGUACAUAUAAAACUGAUUAACUCGGAUCGUCCGAGGGACUUCCUGGUGAACGGCGAUUCCGCUAGUUUCGACUGUAAAGACUUAGGUGUUGCAAAGAGGUUGACAGAGGUUUUGGCUCUAGCUGAGAAAAACAACGGUUUAAAGAGCAAAGAAGAAGAUGAGGUUACUUUACCGAAUCGCUACGGAGCGAAUGUGUAUCCACCGCAAUUCAUAAGUAUGCCGAAUGAGAUUGAAAUAAACGAAUCCGUUCCUAUAGACUUUGUAGUGAUGAAGGUAAAAGCCGUUGAUAGAGACUUGGGUUACAACGGUAAACUUAUAUUCGGCAUCACAUCAGGUGACGAAGAUUCUACGUUUACGAUCGAUCCAGAAACAGGAGAGCUAAAAGUAGCCGGAUACUUGGACAGAGAGCACAGGGAAAGAUACUACUUAAACAUAACAGUGUUUGAUCUCGGCCAACCAAGACUCUCUUCUUCCAGAAUAGUGUCAAUAGUAAUACUUGACGUCAACGAUAACGCACCGGUGUUCGACAAAAACGUCGCGAGUUUCAGGAUCAGAGAAGACACUCCCAGUGGAUUUGAAAUAUUUCAGUUCCGAGCUAGCGAUAAAGAUCUUGGAGAAAACUCCCAUAUACGUUACGAAAUUGAAACGGACACAGACAACUUUGCAAUCGACAGCAGGUCGGGGAUGCUCACUAUAGCAGAUAUGCUUGACCGUGAAACCCAGUCUGUUCACGAAUUGAAAAUUAAAGCGAUAGAUCGCGCGUCCGAUCCGAAAGACCCUGACGCUCUUCAUUCUUACGCAGUUGUAAAAGUGAUUGUUGAAGACGUGAAUGAUGAAGUACCAACAUUUCCUUCAAAAUCGUGUUUGGUGAAGAUUCGUGAAGAUCUUCCUGUAGGAACGGUCGUAGUGACUCUGGACGUGUGGGACCCGGACCUUGACCAAGGAGGAGUUGUUAAAUACUCGAUCAUUCAUCCUGUGGGAGAGAUCCCCUUCGCCAUUGACCAGGAGACAGGAACAAUACGUACUACGGCACGGCUAGACUACGAAGACAGACAAAUGUUCGCGUUGGUCAUCUCCGGCGAAGACUUGGGAGUGCCAGCGCUCGCGUCGGAAGUUAACUUGACUAUUGAAAUAACAGACGUGAACGAGAACGAACACCCUCCCAAAUUCGGGGAUUUCGCAUUUUCCGCGAAAAUCAGAGAGAACUUACCGGCCGAUAGUUUGGUGACGUCACUGACCGCUACGGAUGCAGAUUCUCCCGGAGAAGACUCUAGGAUUUCGUUCAUCAUCAUUGGAGGAUCUGGACUUGGGCUCUUCAACAUCGAUGAUAAAGGUCAGAUUUGGACCAGUGCUGUGCUAGACCGGGAGACUUCAUCUCAUUAUUGGCUAACUGUGCUUGUCUACGACCAUGGAGUCAAACCUCUACACUCCCGCGCCGAGGUGUAUAUAGAAGUUGAGGACGACAAUGAUAAUGUACCCUUGGCAGAGGAGGCAAGCUACGAGGGACGGGUUGUAGAGAACAGCCCAAGAAACACGGCUGUGCUGAGAAUAUUAGCCAGGGAUGCUGAUAGGUCUGAUAGGCAAGGGACAGGGAUCUCCUACGUCAUCACCGCAGGGAACGCUGCUGGACACUUCGCCAUCAACGAGAAUGGUGUUCUCUACACUACUACGGAUCAGAUUGACCGAGAGCUGCAGAAGGAAUAUGUUCUUGAGGUGACUUUGACAGACAACGGUGUGCCGCCAUUAUCAUCAACAGUUCAAGUUAUCAUCACAGUGGACGACGCCAAUGACAAUUCCCCACAAUUUGAUCAAACGUUUUAUCACAUCAUGAUACCAGAGAUGCACCAUAGGGACUCUACUUUUAUCAUCCAGAACGAGGUGGACGUUAGUGAGACAGAUCUGGAGUUUGAGGCGUUGUUUACGGGCGAGUCUUGGCGCAACCUUGAUAUCAACAACCUUACUGGCUACCCAGUUUUUAGGUUGGUUGCGAAGGAUGACGAUGCUGGAGUCAACGGUCAGCUUGAGUACUACAUAAAGAGCAGUCAAGGUAGAUUCAACGUUCACCCAUUGUCGGGCAUUGUUUACGCACAGAAACUUCUUCCAGCCAACCAAGAUUACGAUCUGUUGGUGAGUAAAAGAUUUUUUUAUGAUCUGUUAUCAAUUUAG